GAAUUAUACCAGUUUGCGACUAACCUGCAAAAGACCAAUCUUGUUUUGAAAUACUAUUUUUAUCGAUACUACAUAUAUGUAUUUACAAAUAUCAUAAAAAUGCCUGUGCCAUGUAGAGCUGGUUGUGGAAAAAAUGCUAUGCUUAAGCGACCAAAAACAGGAGAUGCUCUGUGCAAAGAAUGUUUUUUCUGGGCGUUUGAAACAGAAGUACAUUUCACAAUAACAAAAGGAGAACUAUUUAAAAAGGGUGAUUCAGUUGCUGUAGCUGCGUCUGGCGGAAAAGAUUCAACUGUUCUCGCACACGUUCUAAAAACUUUGAAUCAAAGGUACAACUAUGGUCUGAACCUUAUGCUUUUAUCAAUUGACGAAGGCAUCACUGGUUAUAGAGAUGAUAGUCUCGAAACAGUCAAACAGAACAGAGAUGAUUAUGAAAUGCCACUUAAAAUAUUGUCCUAUAAAGAGCUAUAUGGUUGGACAAUGGAUGAGAUUGUAGCUCAAAUAGGAAGGAAAAACAAUUGUACCUUUUGUGGUGUGUUUCGUAGACAGGCAUUAGAUAGAGGAGCUGCCAUGCUCAAUGUUAAGUGCAUCGCAACAGGACAUAAUGCUGAUGAUAUAGCAGAGACUGUUUUAAUGAAUGUUCUUAGAGGUGACAUUGCUAGGUUAAAAAGAUGCACCGCUAUAUGUACUGGUAGCGAAGGAACAAUACCUCGAGUAAAACCCUUAAAGUACACUUAUGAGAAGGAAAUAGUGAUGUAUGCACAUUAUAAGAAACUCGUGUAUUUCUCAACUGAGUGUGUGUUUGCACCAAAUGCCUACAGAGGGCAUGCACGUGCUUUACUUAAAGAUAUGGAGAAAAUUAGGCCAACAUGUAUAAUGGAUAUUAUUUAUUCAGGUGAAACAAUGGCCUUAAAGGAGGAAAUAUCCCUUCCAUCUCAAAGGUUAUGCAUUAGAUGUAAUUUUGUAUCCUCUCAAGAAGUGUGCAAGGCUUGUGUGCUCUUAGAAGGAUUAAACAAAGGGCUUCCGAAACUUGGCAUAGGGAAAAGUUCAAAGGCGAAAAAAAUGUUAGAUGAAUACAACGCUAAACAAAAAAGUAUUUUAGAGGAAACUAUAAAAGACAUAAAUGAUGAGUAUAAGAAAAACAAUUGUGUGUCCAAAGGUAAAGUUUGUAGGUCUUCUUGUAAGAACAAAAGCCAUAUUACAAAAGUGAAUGGAGAAUCUCAUAGUAAAACGGAAUCAUGUUGUAAUGGUCAAUGUAGUGAAAAACUGAAUAACAGUGCAGAAACAAACUCGAAAGUAAACGGUCUCUUAAAAGAAUAUGUUUUAGCCGAAAGCACACAAAACGGUCAAACACCAGAAAAAUUAAAUGACAAUUCUAUACGUGUUAACACACUAAACAAUGAGACAGAUGAUGAAUUCGAAAUUGACACACACAAUACCGUCAAUGAAUUAACAGAGGAUGAUGACACGUGCGGCGGAGCCUGCGGCAAAAUAGAUUCUCUACAUCUAGGCUUCUGAUAUGGAGCAAUUACAUUUAUGUAAAUAAUAUACAGAUUUAUUUAUGUAAAA
Messenger RNA from Melitaea cinxia (Glanville fritillary), 1566 nucleotides. It is a transcript of the gene Ctu1, whose product is annotated as cytoplasmic tRNA 2-thiolation protein 1. Gene Ontology annotation, biological process: tRNA wobble position uridine thiolation. Gene Ontology annotation, cellular component: cytosolic tRNA wobble base thiouridylase complex; mitochondrion. Lineage: Eukaryota; Metazoa; Arthropoda; Insecta; Lepidoptera; Nymphalidae. The record is from RefSeq and is a predicted model, not a curated record. Bases 100 to 1515 code for a protein of 471 amino acids. The transcript has 4 exons. Gene Ontology annotation, molecular function: tRNA binding.